CACGGUCGUAUUUUUUUCCUCCCUUUCCAACGGAUAAUGACGAAACGUACGUUUAUCCACGAUCGCUUUCCGCAUCGCAUCCAAGCGUAAUCCGCCGAUAGCGACCGCGGUCGAAAAUCGAACCGAGCUCCGCAAUGAGAGGUGACGGACGUCGCAUUUGACCGCGAGGAGAACGGAAUAUGGGCCUAAAAGCGGCCGUCCAGGCUCUGAAGAAAGCGGAACCGUUAAAGGACAAGGUCCAGCGCUGCAAAGAUCUGCUCAAUGACAACGAUGCCUGGGUAUGUCAACAACAGCUGCAAAAGAUAUAUCAACAGGUCCUCAUAUUGGAUCUGGAGUAUGCUCUGGACAAGAAGGUGGAACAGGAGCUAUGGAGUUUGGGAUUUAAGAAUUAUAUAGUGACGCUGCAGUCACAGGCAAAGGACAGAAAGAAUCCCAAGCGUGGCGAGUCCCAGGCAUUGCUCAGUUGGUGCUUGGAAGCAGCCAGUGGUUUCUACCUGACCUUGCUGCAGGAAAUUUGCACCGUAUUCGACCUAGAUUUACCAUUUAGAAGGAAGGGUUAUGUGUAUGGACGUACAUCUCCAUGGAAAACCGUUGAAAAAUUAUCUCCGCCUCACAAAUCUUCUUGUUUUUACGCCUGUCAAUAUUGCCUUGUACAUCUGGGCGAUAUCGCACGGUACAGAAAUGAGAGCAAGCAAGCUGAGAUGUUUUACAGACACGCUGUCUCGCUAUCACCAUCCAGCGGACAGCCAUACAAUCAACUGGCGCUUUUAGAAGCUUCCCGUGGCGACAAACUGGGCACUGUGUUUCAUUACGCACGUUCGGUGGCUGUGAAACAUCCUUUCCCCGUUGCAACGGCGAAUCUCGCCACUACUCUGUCCUCUGCUCUGAACGACAAGUCCUUCAAUAUUGACAGCAAGACCAAAUUGAAUUCUCAGGAAUACAUCGCUGUCUUUCUGAAGCUGCAUGGAAUAAUCCACAUUCUUGGCGAUUUGAAGCUAGCAUGCUCGUACAGCAAGCAACUGACGGAGACGCUGACCGCAUUGGUAGCCACUGAGAGCUUCAGUUCGUGGAUGCUCGUUCAGAUGUUGGUGAUUAAUCUAUACGCACUGCAACACACAGCUGGGAUUGGCACCGAGAACACGGAAUUGCUGAAGAAUGAGCAAAUGAUCAAUGAUAAGAAACUCGCCCAUGACUGUAUACUGGACCUAAUCGCAGGCACUCUGUCUGCCUUGCUGCUACCUGUCUACACGAUAAAAAACUCUAUCAUCGAGUACUUUGCCUUGCCUUCUAUAAAACUGUGCCUUGAUUGGAUCAACAUAAAACCUAUGGUUUUGGAGGAAGUUGCUUUUACAUCAAGAUUACAGAUCUGGCCCAGUUUUUGCGUACUUUUGAAUGCCUUGCAGAAUUGCGUGAUGGAUUUCAAAUAUGAUGAAUAUGCUGCAGUACCACUGCCAGAAGACCGUGACCUUCAAGGUUUUCUACCGUUAGAGAAAAGUUUUGAGAACCUCAGAUUCACGAAUACAGCGCUAGAGGGCGAUGUCGCAACAUUGAACAAGUUACGGGCAGUACGCAUUCUACAUCUGGGCCGUUGCUUCGCUCAGUAUCAAAUUAAUGGCUCAACGCCAAUCUCGAUUAUGACUGAAGAAAAAACAGGCGAUAACAGAUUCACGUCUAUGACCAAUGGUGCUGGGCCCAGCAACGAGUUGAUGAAGGAACUCGAAGAACUCAGCUUGAACAAAGACAAACAACUUGAUACUUCAAUGAGUCCGGUACUGUCCGAAGCGGCUAGUAGCAAAAGUUCGGUAGAAAUCGAUAUUGAGAUUCCUCAAGAUAAAAAAAUAAAUUUCCAGAGUAUUCUUAAACCGCAAGGCUCUUUAGAACGAAACCGAGACUCCUUAGUGAAUACCACAACGGAGAUCAGCAGCAGCAAUGAAGCAAGUUCUCUUCCGUGUGCGAGAAAACCGCGACAGAACAUAGCAAUACAGACGAUCAUCGCACGUCGCGCGGAGAACGAACAGAAGCAGGUAACAUUCAAGAACGUGUCACCCGUGAUCGUUGAAGAAGAAAACGAUAAAAUAGUGACGCAAAGAAUAACGAUGAAAGAAUCACAGAUUACUUCUGUUGCGAAUAAACCGACGCCAAUUCCAGAGAUGUCCAAAGCUAACGAAGCUGCCAAUACAAAUAAUAUCCUCGUUAAUGUUCAGAAUCGGUUAUCGAUGAUGCCAAUUGCUCCGCCUGCUGGUCAAAACCAGUCUAUAACAAAUCAGAAUCAGCAGAGACCCGUUAAAUUGCCGCCUAGCAUUCCUAUGCCUCCUCAAGUAAAUCAAUUGGCAGCCAAAGAGCAACAAACUCAACAAGUUGUUCAGCAAAUCCUUCCGCAAAUGCAUGCUGGCAUGACGGCGCAAUGCAGCCCAUCACAGGCCUCGACAUUGAGUCCAAUUUGUUACCCAAAUCAAUCAUUCAACGUGCAGAAUCCACAAUUCAGCCAAAAUUUCAUGGCAAAUCGUCCAUCGCCAGUAAAUGCGCCGCGUUAUCAAAUGCAAGGACAACUCAAUAAUAAUAGCCAACCGUUUCCACCAAUGCCUCAGGGAAUUAACGGAAUACAUCAUACGAUUAAUCAGAGCAGACCAUUGCAUCAGAGGAUGUCGCAAAACGUAUCCCAUAGUCCUGUGCAGUUACUGCAGCAAAACAUACUGGGAUCGCCUGCUCAGCAAAAUAUGCCACAAAAUAUGAGUUUGCAAGCGAAUAAUAUGGGGCUGCAGCCAGGUCUAAACGUAGAACAACAAAACCAUUCAAUCGGGAUCCAAGCACAGAACAUAAUGCAGAGCAAUCCUAGACCGAACGACAUGCAUGGUCAGUUAAAUAUAAACGGUUCGAGUGUAGCAAAUAUGUCAGCGAUGAUGUCAGCAUUGUCAGUAUACGAAAAGGCUCCUCAGCAGCAAACUUUAACGACGUUAGCGAAUUCGCAGAGCCCAACCAACACGUCGAAUUUUCAGUUAAACUUCAAUCAUUUCAAUCAGAAUCAAGCCUUCGGACAAUCGCUGCCGCAAAGUCAAUCGUCACCGUCGUUCUACAAAACGAAUUCUGACGCAAUGGAUUUCCUAUUCCCAAAUCAAGUCAACGUAACUAAGACUCAACCGCAGCAACAGCAAUCCACAGCAAACAAUUACAUAUUCUGCAAUUACGAGCCGACUGAGCAAUUUAACUUAUGGAAGGACAAUCGACCACCUCAACCACCGAUUGCCUGGUGGGCGGGUUCGACUAGUAAUGCAGCGGCCCAGAUACACACGAAGGAUCCGACCGCUAAUGAUAAUGCAUUCUCUAACUGGAGCGAUUCGUCUAAUCUCGGAAACACAGCGAGUAGAAUGCCGCUGACACCGGGUAAAAAUUAUCAGCCACAACAACAGAAUGGACAACACAGCAGACAACUUAUAGCAGGAAAUAAUUUUGAGGAUGCCAGAUUGUUUGAGCUCGAACAAAAGCCGUCCCAAACAGUGAGCACCGGCAACACUUAUUCUCUAUUCAGUGGUAACACAUGGAGUACUAUUAACACAUCGAUUAAUUCGGGCUCGACCAAUCAAGAUCAGAUGAAAACGCGACUCCAUCAGCAAUCUCUGUGGUCCGGGCCGGGUCCUUCCCCGUUAGAGCGUCUUCUGGAGCAACAGAAGUCUCUACGCGAGGGGGGUACCACUUGAAGGGACACGCGGAGAAUCCGUUGAGGAGGCCAAGCAGAGUGUAAUUUCGCGUUCAAGCGUAUGCCGAUUUAAGUAUAAUCACAAACGUGCUGCGCAGCGGCGAAUAAUUACCUAAUCGACAAGAGAUGUGCGAAAUUCUUAAAAGAUACGUAGAGAAGAAUGGAUAACCGAGGUUGACCAAGACGCAGCGUCUUCCUCGAAGCAUUAUGAUAUGCACAGGGGUAAUAUAAUCUGUUAUUUUUCAAUUGCAAGUGUGAGAUCUGCAAGAGACUCGAAAUACACAUUUUUCGGAGUGAAUUUCUUGCAAAUUAAGCACAGCAAAGCGAGAGACAAAUGUUUGCCGAAUGGCGAUUUACAACUGCAAUUUAAUUUGGGAAUAAAUAGAAAAACAAGAAAAAUGAUAUUAGAGGUGCGAGAUGCGGUAGUUCUUAGCAAAACAAACGUUAAUUAGUACACAGGAAAUAAAAGAAAAUGUAGACACUAAUUAUGAGUGACAAACGCGCGUGACUUUGUAUCUUUGGCGUAUUUAGAAGACUCACAAUAAACGUUCAUUUAUCGAAACUGAUCAAACGGCGCGCGUCCUAUGUUGUUUCAACGUUAUAUCCCUCGAAUAUCAAGACUGUAUACUUGAAAAAUCAGAUGGAUGAACGAAAAUUAUGGUUUAAUACACAUUCGUUUUUAACAUAAUAACUUUAUUUCGUAUUGUAGAAGUAUCACAUAAUUUUUCUGUCUGUAAUAUUAUAUGUAAGUUAUAUCACAUACGUCAUGAAUUGUAAUACAUACACGUUUGCAAAGUU
Monomorium pharaonis (pharaoh ant) is the source of this 4492-nucleotide messenger RNA. RefSeq names its product protein SMG7. Gene Ontology annotation, biological process: nuclear-transcribed mRNA catabolic process, nonsense-mediated decay. Gene Ontology annotation, molecular function: telomerase RNA binding; telomeric repeat DNA binding; protein binding. The coding region runs from base 180 to 3695 and encodes 1171 amino acids. Gene Ontology annotation, cellular component: telomerase holoenzyme complex. NCBI's taxonomy places the organism in Eukaryota, Metazoa, Arthropoda, Insecta, Hymenoptera, Formicidae. The transcript has 7 exons. The record is from RefSeq and is a predicted model, not a curated record.